Molecule: messenger RNA, 1249 nt
Organism: Xyrauchen texanus (razorback sucker)
Lineage: Eukaryota; Metazoa; Chordata; Actinopteri; Cypriniformes; Catostomidae
Product: adenylate kinase isoenzyme 6-like
Exons: 5
Coding region: 178-702 (174 amino acids)
Cellular component (GO): cytoplasm; nucleus
Molecular function (GO): AMP kinase activity; ATP binding; ATP hydrolysis activity
Source: RefSeq, a predicted model, not a curated record
ACUAGACACGUGUUUAUGUUGAUCUAUGCUGUGGCGUGCUCAGACGUUAUUAUGACCAACGGAUCAUUUAACUAUUAUAUAUUUAUGCUUUCUUAUUACUAGUGAGUAUCCUGUGAUAUUAUUAAACUAAUUGCUGUUAUUAUUGUGCGCUAUUUUCACGUGUGAUACCUUCUUGCAAUGAGAAUCAUGAAGAGGCCAAACAUUCUUCUCACAGGAACUCCUGGGGUUGGAAAGACCACAUUAGGCAAAGAGCUGGCUCAAAGAACAGGACUAACCUAUGUCAAUGUUGGUGAUUUGGCACAGGAGUGUCAGUUGUUUGAUGGAUUUGAUGAAGAAUACCAGUGCCCUAUAUUGGAUGAGGAUGGGGUUGUGGAUGAGCUGGAGGAUAAAAUGGGAGAUGGAGGUGUCAUUAUAGAUUACCAUGGCUGUGAUUUCUUCCCUGAACGAUGGUUUCACAUUGUUUUUGUCCUUCGGACAGACAAUACGAAUCUCUAUAAUCGUCUUGAAAGCAGAGGAUACACUGGAAAGAAGCUCCAGGACAAUGUGCAGUGUGAGAUUUUCCAGACUAUUUAUGAGGAAGCCAUGGAAGCCUACAAGGAGGAGAUAGUCCACCAGCUCCCCAGUAACACUCCUGAGGACCUGGAGAGGAAUCUGGAACAGAUUAUCCAAUGGUUUGAACAAUGGAUGAAAGACAACAAUUGACAUAGGACAUCUAUAGUGGCCCCAGACAUAGUACGGUUCUGUUGAGCAAGGAAUAACGGUGUAUGAGACUGUUGAACAUGACUGUAUUUGAGAAAAGUUACACACAAUUACAUAAUGAAUGGAAGAAAUAAAUAUUUUUGUAUUGUAAUUGAGAGAGCCUCUUUAUGUAUUGUAUUUUCCUUAGUUCACUUGGUUAAACUGUCACAAUUUUAUAUUGCGCCCGCUAGUAAUUGUUAGGACUGAAUCUCAUUAAUUGAAAAUCACAUGGGUGGUUCUUCUCAAAAGAUUAUUGCGCAUUCUUAAGUACAUAAUUAGAAAGAUUACUUUGGGAAAAGUAAGUAUUAGAUCCAUGAGAACAAAGAUAAUGGCCAAGUUUACAUGCACCUAAGAAAAUGGUUUAUUCCAGGGUUUCAUCAGAAAAUAUAAUGUAAUCUAGAAUGCUGAUUUCCUUGCACAGAUUAGAUUUACAGUAUUUUUGUUUUAAGCUAGUUGUCAUUCAGUACAUCAAUUUCAGAAAACAUCUGAAAUUGUCAUUAAAGUAAUAGUU